AUGAGUGAUAUCGAAGACCCGGUCACUACUAGCCCGCCUCCUGCAUAUAACAUGAGCAUCAAGGGUCACGGUUCUAGGGCAAAAAGGAAAUCGCGCUUGCCUGUUGAUCAAGUGCCAACAUCAAGAAAAACUCGAUCUGCUACAAAGCUCGAUCAAGAUACCUCUGACAGGGUUCUGAAGGAUACGGACAAGAAGUCGGUCAGAAAGGAAAAGGGGUUUUCAGAACGGCAAACCAUGGCGUUACUGAAUACUGCAUCAACCAACGGCUCUUCUACCGGUUCCUCGCCAUCGCCCAGAAGAAGCCAACGGCUCAAGGAGAAAGCUGCGGCCUCGAAAAGGAAGGUGUGCUCUCUAUGCAACAGCGCUCGCUUCGCUAACAACCAGUUUUGCAAUUCCACCUCAAUCCAUAAAAUCUUUGUAGAUGCCGAAGAAAGCUCGCUAAUGCACAAGCGCUCUCUAUGCAACAUCGCUCGCUUCGCUAACAAUUCAAGUUUCGCAGUUAUAAACAAUGCUCUCAAAGCCUUCCAAAUGCGGAAGAAUGCUCUCGCGGAAAAAAAAGUGGGGUAUCAUGAACAAAGCCGUGUCAUCUGCGCCAUGCUUUCCGAAAUUCCCACACAUCCAAUGCAUACACUUGCUAGAUUCAUGGCUCUCUCGCAGGGUGUCCAUCCAGACUGCUGUUCCGGCUCCGUGGCAUCGGCCGCCCUCAUGGAGUCCGAUGCGCAGGUAUCGACGCAGACGAUUUGCUCCGCUUGUGGUUCUUCGCAGAGGGGAUCCCGUCGAGGCCAGCAGCCGCAUCUUCGCUACCUGAACGGUCCGGCGCCAGUGGACCCGGUGUCACCGAUCCAUCGUUCUCACCGCCUUCUGCCGAAGUCUGGCUGUCACGGCGACGCUUGA
Letharia columbiana is the source of this 894-nucleotide messenger RNA. RefSeq lists its product as uncharacterized. The record is from RefSeq and is a predicted model, not a curated record. Lineage: Eukaryota; Fungi; Ascomycota; Lecanoromycetes; Lecanorales; Parmeliaceae. The transcript is spliced from 3 exons. Bases 1 to 894 code for a protein of 297 amino acids.